Messenger RNA from Hippocampus comes (tiger tail seahorse), 3936 nucleotides. RefSeq names its product lysophosphatidylglycerol acyltransferase 1 (gene lpgat1). Gene Ontology annotation, cellular component: endoplasmic reticulum; endomembrane system. The coding region runs from base 717 to 1883 and encodes 388 amino acids. Lineage: Eukaryota; Metazoa; Chordata; Actinopteri; Syngnathiformes; Syngnathidae. The record is from RefSeq and is a predicted model, not a curated record. Gene Ontology annotation, molecular function: acyltransferase activity. The transcript is spliced from 8 exons. Gene Ontology annotation, biological process: phosphatidylinositol acyl-chain remodeling.
GAGUCGGCGCGGUGUACUGUAUAACAAAUGAGUCAAUUUACAACAAAUUGUCAAACUUUCAGGUUUUUAAAAAAUUAUGCAUUUUAAAGUGUUUCUCGAACAGUUGGUUAGGCAAAAUGUAUUUGUUGUGAAGGCAUACGACUCACCUCCGCCUUCAGCUCCAUCGGCGCUGGGCAACUCAACCCGUGUGAAUCUCGAUUUAAAGCGGAUAGAUAGAUAAAGGGUCCAGCCAGCCUGCAAGAGCAAUAUCGCCGUUGAACCUAUUUGACUGCUUUAUGUCUUUACCAUUCAACGCUUGUCGUGGCUGCCCCGACGCCUAAAUCGGGGCUUGUCUUUUUCACGGAAGACAGGACCUCGAGAGAGAUCUUAAACCAGACGACCAUGAUGGUGAUGAUGCAUAGGUGGAAUUAUCACCCCGGUGUCUGACUGCGAUGGAGCCGAGCGCGCUCGAGUGGAGCUCCUUGCUAGCUCUCUAGCGAGCUAGCUGGCUAACGGUGCCCGCCGGGACUCACUCAAGCAGCCCUGUAGAACGUCGCCUCGAUGGGUGUGAUUGCGGUUUGUUGCGACUUCACCAGACCAAUUGAGCGAUGUCCCCAGUUUUGACCAAAACACGGACCAUAUGUGCUGGAAAAUGUGCUAAGUUAUUGGUUUAGGUUUUUCCUGCACAUGACGGCGUUCGCCUGCUUUCAACACAUUCGCUUUUUUCUACAUCAUUAAUGCUUUUUGGAUGCUUCUGUGACAUUACUUCGACAGUGUGGAUCACGAUGGCCCAGCUGUUGGACGGGGCCGGCAAACUGGGCUGGACUCUGCUGAAAGCUGUGCUCCGUUUUGUGUUUAUGUUCAUCAACAACUGUGUAGCCAUCCCGUCCUACUGCCUGUACCUGCUCGUGCUGCAGCCGCUGAGAAUAUGGCACAGCUCCACAUUCUGGCACCUCGAGGGUGUCAUGUUUAAAUGGCUGCUGGCCAUGGUGUCGUCGUGGGGCUGGAUCGCAGGCUACACAGUAACAGAGUGGGGUGACGACGUGCGGCCCAUCUCUGAAGAUGAAGCCAUGGUCAUUGUCAACCAUCAAUCCACGGGAGAUGUUUGCACCCUUAUGAUGUGCCUGCAAGACAAGGGCAUGGUUGUACGAAAAAUGAUGUGGUUGAUGGACCAUGUGUUCAAAUACACAAACUUUGGCCUCGUGUCCCUCAUACACGGCGACUUCUUCAUCAGACAGGGUAAAGCCCACCGAGACAAGCAGCUGGUCUACUUGAAGGAUCACUUAGAUAAAUAUUACCACAGUCGUGACAGGAAGUGGAUAGUGCUGUUCCCCGAGGGUGGCUUCCUUCGCAAGCGGAGGGAAACCAGCCAGAUCUUUGCCAAAAAGCAUUCGCUACCCCACCUGACCCACGUGACGCUGCCUCGCCUCGGCGCCACCCACGUCAUCCUGAAAACUCUGUCGGCCCAGCACGAGAAUGGCAGUGUGGCCAAUGAGAGCGGGACACCCAAUCAGACAGGUAAAAAGCGCAAAGGCCUGCAGUGGGUGAUAGACGUGACCAUAGCUUAUCCCAAAGCCCGGCCCAUGGACAUCCAGACAUGGAUUUUUGGAUACAGGUCGGCAACAGUCACACAUGUCCACUACAGGAUGUACCCAAUUAAAGAGGUUCCUGUAGAGGAACAGGCUCUGACGGACUGGCUGUAUCAGAGGUUUGUGGAGAAAGAGGACUUACUGGCCCACUUCUAUGACACAGGAGCGUUCCCGCCCCCCGAGGGACAGAAGGAAGCAAUCUCUCGGCAAAUGACCCUGGACCCCGUGUGGCUCUGCGUCAUCCAGUCCUUCGCGUUCGUCUCCGGCUUCAUGUGGUACAGCCUCUUGCGGCACCUCUACUGCGGUAUGUUUUGAGUACGCUGACGAGGCGAGCAGCAAGAAGCGCCUCUGGAACCGCCGCUGUCAUGCGAUGGAUGACUGUACAUUAGCAAUUAACGUGGCGAGACUCGAGACAGGGCAGGGUGGUGAAAAAAAAAAAAAUGUAUACAACGUGUAGACAAACAGAAUUCCAGCCCUGACACGACACAUGAUCUUUCACAUCGCGGCUCUCAUGUUGAUGUUUACACAUAGGCCCAUGCAUUCAAGAGGCUCAGGACAAAGGACCGCUGUCGUUUCAUGGAGUGUGUAUGGACGUGUGCGUCUGUGAAUACUGUGAGCGUAGAAGCAUCAAGUCCGCCCUUUAGCCUGCCCUCUUUCCGACGCCAGGUGGACGUCUCGAAGCAGCCGUGUGGAUACUCUGCUCCUCUCCCCCUUGGCCCACAUUGCACUAAAGAUCCAAACUGCUCCCUGUCCCAGGAUAUAUUCCUGAAUGGUAGCUGCCUAUAUAUGUGUGGGGGUGGGGGUGGGGUUCCCUUUUUAGUCUGCGCAUCUCCACGACAGCCAGUACAUUUAUCUUUUUGUUGUCAUCUGGACUGUUUACACUGGCGAACCCGCUUCCAAGUUCAACGCUGUCAAAUUAGAGUGGAAACAUACGGAUCACUCGAAAAGCAACUCGUGUGUGUUUAUGCGUGUCUGCCAGCGUAUCAUCGCAACAAGAUGGGCUGAGAAGGGUUUUGUUUUGUUUUUUUCCCUUUCCACCUGUUCAGCAAACGGCAUAGUUUCACAGUUAUUUAAGCCAUAUGCUCAGUGUCGUCCAUAAACACAAGGGAACGUAAUUGUGCUGAAUGCUUUCCACAGCAUCUCCAAAAAAAAUAAAACCGUUCACGUUGGCUUUAAAAAGUGUAGGCAUUGAUACAGUAGGAAGAAGUGAUAAAGUGUGGGUGCCCCCGUCCCCUCUUUUUUUUUUUUUAAUAAUUGUUCCCCCUUGAUUGAUGUGCUUCAUGUGUUGUUACUGUGUGACAUCAGAAGGUGGAGACAAUUCAUAAAAUAUUUCAUUUUAAAGACACAAAAUCCUUUGUACAUAACAAACCUCGAAAAGCAUUGUUUGUCCCCCGUCUGUGAAUCAUUCAGAUUUUAUUUUUUUGUUUUUUAAACAUAAUUUUGUGUUUACUUCUCAUUGGUACAACAUUUAUUUUCCUUUUCGGCAACGCUACCCAAGCCUGGUCAUCCAAAACCUGUUUGGUCCAAUGUAAACCCUCUUUUUGUUCAAAGCUUUUGCUGGCACCUUAGGACAGAGUUUCCCAAAACGUUGUCAGCUCUAGCCUUGAAUUUUGUUCUUUUUGGAAACCAAAAUGGACUUAAAAUAUAUCAUAUAUUGUGAAUUACCCACAUAAAACCAAUGAUAAAGAUCACAACACACAUGGAUCUAUUACAAGAGGCACCCAUUGGCAAGAAAUGGUGAGCAGAUUGAAUUUUUAAGUGACAAUCUGUAGCCCAAAUAAAAUAGACACCGACACAAUUUUUGGGAAACCCUGCCAAGACUACAUUCCCCAUUAGUCCCGUUUUCCUAUGGAUGAAAAGAUUUGUUUGGACAACUCGUUCCAAAGGGGUCCAGCUGAAAUUGGGCCAACAGAGGCACGGGCCAUGCCAUGUCAAAAAUGUUCUUUUAGGUUGUUUUUGUUUGGGGGGGGGUUGCUUUAGUUUGGAGUAUUACGGCUGUGCAGCAUUUAUUGUUGGCAUAAAAAAAUUAUUUUAGUUAUUGUUGGCCCUCGUUCUUUGUCAGUGUUGGCAGAAAGUGUGUUGAAAAAAAAAAAGAAAGCGCUACCUAUCUUGACUGGUAAAGCAUUUCAAAAUCUGUCAUUCACUGGCCCUGAAAAGAUUUUUUUUUCUCAACCGUGUUUCCAAUGAAGAGAGGGAAAGUGAUGUUUUCCGCAAUGUGGUUUUAGGAAGUAAACACAAUAGGGAUUAAAACAAAUGAUACUAGAAUUGUCUGUAAUUUCCCAUUUUGUACUUCUCCUUUAAAUUGCUAGUUACACAGCCAUUUUACAACACAGAACUUCUGUUGGAAUAAAAUAUCAAAGAUCGUAAA